Messenger RNA from Miscanthus lutarioriparius, 420 nucleotides. Lineage: Eukaryota; Viridiplantae; Streptophyta; Magnoliopsida; Poales; Poaceae. The record is from the annotation of a GenBank genome assembly.
AUGGAUCGGGGCUGUCGUCUGCUGCCGCCGGCGCCAGCGCCGACGCCGAUGGGCUCCGCCGAUCGCAGUAAGAUCGAUGGGAUCGUGGUGCCGGAGAAAGGCGCCAGGAGCUGCGUCGAAUGCCGCGCCACCACCACGCCCAUGUGGCGCAGCGGCCCGACUGGGCCCAGGUCACUUUGCAACGCUUGCGGGAUUCGGUACCGAAAGAAGAGGAGGCAAGAGCUUGGCCUAGACCACAAGCAGCAGCAACAACAGAAUAAUGGUGAGGCAAAGACUGAAGUAAAAGACAGCUCUAGCAACAGCAGUAGCAGCAACUUGCAGGUGGUGCAGAAACGGAGGCUCCUAAUGGGAGUGGAGGAGGCUGCUUUUCUGCUGAUGACCCUAUCUUCUUCGCCCACGUCCACAUUGCUACAUGGCUAA